AUGUUGGGGGGGAGGGGGCUUGGUUGGGCUUGGUGUUCUUGGGAGGGGGGGGAUGGGAAGGUGGAGGCGUUGGCGAGGGCACUGGAGGGGGUGAUGGUGUUGGAGAAGGGGGGGAGGGAUCGGUUGAGUGAUGGGAGGGUUACGUAUACGGUGGAUUUGGAGGGCGGGAGGAAGAGGAGUGGUGGGCAGGGGGAUACGUUGACGGGGAGUAUUGCUACGUUUUUGGCGUGGCGGAAGGCGUAUCUGGAUGGGCUUUGGGAGACGGGGGGAGGGUUGAAGGAGGAGGAGUUGGUGGCGCUGGCUGUGUUUGGGGGGAGUGCGGUUACGAGGGAAUGCUCACGCCUCGCCUUUGCAAAGAAGGGACGCAGUCUACAGGCGAGCGACCUCACCGACGAGGUGCACACAGCCUUCCUGAACCUCUUCGGUGAGGUGGACGAUGACAGUAGUGGCGCGAGGCUGUGA
Molecule: messenger RNA, 462 nt
Organism: Chaetomium globosum CBS 148.51
Lineage: Eukaryota; Fungi; Ascomycota; Sordariomycetes; Sordariales; Chaetomiaceae
Exons: 2
Coding region: 1-462 (153 amino acids)
Biological process (GO): metabolite repair
Molecular function (GO): ATP-dependent NAD(P)H-hydrate dehydratase activity
Source: RefSeq, a predicted model, not a curated record